Cinclus cinclus is the source of this 1804-nucleotide messenger RNA. RefSeq names its product desert hedgehog signaling molecule (gene DHH). Gene Ontology annotation, molecular function: calcium ion binding; patched binding. The record is from RefSeq and is a predicted model, not a curated record. NCBI's taxonomy places the organism in Eukaryota, Metazoa, Chordata, Aves, Passeriformes, Cinclidae. Gene Ontology annotation, biological process: intein-mediated protein splicing; cell fate specification; protein autoprocessing. The transcript is spliced from 3 exons. Bases 1 to 1242 code for a protein of 413 amino acids.
AUGCCCCGGUGGAGGCCGCUUGCCCUCGUCCUGCUCGGGCUCGCCGCCUGCCUGCUGGCCGCGCCGGUGCUGGGCUGCGGCCCGGGUCGGGGCCCGGUGGGGCGGCGGCGGCUGGGGCGGCGGCAGCUUUCGCCUCUGCUGUACAAGCAGUUCGUGCCCAACGUGCCCGAGCAGACGCUGGGGGCGAGCGGGAAGGCAGAGGGCAAAGUGCUGCGGGGCUCGGAGCGCUUCAGGGACCUGGUGCCCAACUACAACCCCGACAUCAUCUUCAAGGACGAGGAGAACACGGGGGCGGACCGGCUCAUGACCGAGCGCUGCAAGGAGCGUGUGAACUCGCUGGCCAUCGCGGUGAUGAACAUGUGGCCGGGGGUGAAGCUUCGGGUGACAGAGGGCUGGGACGAGGAUGGGCACCACCUCCCUGACUCUCUGCACUAUGAGGGCCGGGCGCUGGACAUCACCACGUCCGACCGCGAUCGCCACAAGUAUGGCAUGCUGGCACGGCUGGCUGUGGAGGCUGGCUUCGACUGGGUCUACUACGAGUCCAAGGCUCACAUCCAUGUUUCCGUCAAAGCAGAUAACUCGCUGGCUGUCCGCACCGGUGGCUGCUUUCCCGGCCACGCCACCGUGACACUGGAGAGCGGAGAGCGCCGGGGCCUGGCUGACCUACGCCAGGGUGACUGGGUGCUGGGUGCCGAGCCAGGUGGGCGCCUGGUGCCCACUGAGGUGCUGCUCUUCCUUGACCGGGACCUGGGCCAACGUGCCUCCUUCGUGGCAAUUGAGACAGCCAGCCCAGCCCGCCGGCUGCUCCUCACCCCGUCCCACCUGGUGUUCACGGCCCGUGGGGCGACCAAUGGCUCGGCCGCCUUCCUGCCCAUCUUCGCCCGCCGUGUGCGCCCAGGUGACGCCGUGCUGGCCCAUGGGGCUGGCGGGCAGGGGCUGCGCCCCACGCGGGUGCUGAGAGUGUCUCGGGAGGAUGGUGUGGGGGUCUUUGCCCCCCUCACCUCCCAUGGCACCUUGCUGGUCAAUGGGGUGCUUGCAUCUUGCUACGCCGUCCUGGAGAGCCACCGCUGGGCUCACCGGGCGUUUGCCCCCCUCCGCCUCUUCCACGGGCUCCUCUCGCUGCUGCCGGCCCACCCCGAGGUGGGCAAUGGGACGGUGCCAGAGGUGGGCAUGCACUGGUACUCCCGUCUGCUCUACCGGCUGGCCGGGGGCGUGCUGGGCCAUGAGGCCCUGCAGGUGUAGGGGUCCCUGCCCCUCCAGUUACCACAUGGCAGGUGAUGCCGCACACUGGAUGUUGCGCAAGGGGCUCCAGCCCUGGGCACCCCUCGGACCCGGGGAGGAGGGACAGGGGGACCCCUGGUGCUGUGGGGAGGUUGGUGCUCAGCACUGCCCUGGCGCACGGGGUGGUGGGGAUGGGAUGGAGUAGCACAGGGUGGCCCAGGGACUUGGCUCAGCCCUGUCCUUUGUCCUAGAGCCCCCCACAGCCAGGUCCCCAUGCCUGGUUCCCCACAUGCUCUCCCAGUAUUUAUUGCUUUAUUAACCACUGCACUGGGGCCAGAGUUGGUGCCUGUCAAGCCCCAGCCAGGCACCACCAGACCCUGUCCUGGGGCCAAAUCCAGCUGGGGGAUGCCAAAAACAUCCCAACACUGAGCAUUUGGCAGCAGUUCCUGUCCGUCCCCCUUUUCUGUCUGUCCCUGUCACAUACAGUGUUCCUAUCCCUGCACCACAGGGCAGCUGGACAGGGCGUCUGCCAUGGGCACAGGCAUUCUGUGCCAGGUCCAACUCUAACUGUGCUAACCGCUAA